AUGAUGGCACGAGCAAUCUACAUAUUUCUGAUAUUCUGCGUUCCGACAUAUUUGAUGGCAAAUGAAGAGAUACCUACCGAACCCAACUGUGAGGCAUGUCGCACAGCUUGUAGGGAUGGUAGGGAUGGCAGAGAUGGCAUUGCUGGCCGCGAUGGCAGGGACGGUGUCCCGGGUGCAUGUCUCGGAGAAAAUGGCGAAAAAGGAUACGAUGGGCCUCCUGGAUCAUGUGUAGAACGAAAAGUAUAUCAGUGCACAUGGGACAGUUCCAACGAUGACACUGACAUGGGAAUUAUACAUCAAUGCAAUGCAACAAAGCUCAGCAACACGACAGGUCUGCUUGUGAGAUGGUCAGGCAGCCUACGCAACAGGGGCGAUCAGGUGUGUAACCGCUGGUUCGUCACCUUUAACGGAACAGAGUGCUUGAUCCCAGCUUUGAUAGACGCGCAACUGUACAGCGGAGGCGAUGGAAACUCAUUCGGACCAGCUACGAUUGAAGGCAUCUGCUACGCGUUGCCACGUGGAGAGGUUCAGAUCGAGCUGCGUGUCGGGUCAUGUCUGUAUUAUUCCCUCGGAGACAGUUUGACUGGAUGGGAUAGCGUUUCCCGCAUGAUCAUAGAAGAGGAAACAGAAGAGCCUGGAGUUGUCAGUUCGCCCAUCCUGUCCUCCAUGCUCGAGUGA
Molecule: messenger RNA, 678 nt
Organism: Priapulus caudatus
Lineage: Eukaryota; Metazoa; Priapulida; Priapulimorpha; Priapulimorphida; Priapulidae
Product: collagen triple helix repeat-containing protein 1-like
Exons: 6
Coding region: 1-678 (225 amino acids)
Source: RefSeq, a predicted model, not a curated record